This is a messenger RNA of Entelurus aequoreus (snake pipefish), 2795 nucleotides long. Its product is annotated as voltage-dependent calcium channel gamma-7 subunit-like. Gene Ontology annotation, cellular component: AMPA glutamate receptor complex; postsynaptic density membrane. The transcript is spliced from 6 exons. Gene Ontology annotation, biological process: transmission of nerve impulse; positive regulation of synaptic transmission, glutamatergic; regulation of AMPA receptor activity. The coding region runs from base 163 to 1170 and encodes 335 amino acids. Lineage: Eukaryota; Metazoa; Chordata; Actinopteri; Syngnathiformes; Syngnathidae. Gene Ontology annotation, molecular function: channel regulator activity; voltage-gated calcium channel activity. The record is from RefSeq and is a predicted model, not a curated record.
AGGAACUACGCCACACUCCUCCUGUGUGUGAGCGAGUGAGUGUGAGAGUGUGUGUGUGUGUGUGUGUGUGUGUGUGAGAGAGAGAGAGAGAGAGAGAGUGUGUGUGUGUGUGUGUGUGUUUUCUCGUGGCUGCUGACGUGUGCGCACGACUCUGGUGACAGGAUGAGUUCGUGCAGCAGCCGGGCGUUGACCAUCCUGUCCACGGUGUUCGGGGCCUGCGGGUUGCUGCUGGUGGGCGUGGCCGUGUCCACAGACUACUGGCUCAUCAUGGUGGAGGGCGUCAUCCUGCAGCAGAACCAGACAAUGGAGGUCAAGAUGGCUCUGCACUCGGGCCUCUGGAGGGUUUGCUUCGUCGCCGGGUCAGAAAACGGGCGAUGUGUAGCGUCCGAGUACUUCACUGAACCUGAAAUCGAGAUCACCACAGAAAACACGGCAAACAUCCUCAAGAUGGUGCGCACCGCCACUCCCUUCCCCAUGGUGUCGCUGCUCUUCGUCUUCACCGCCUUCGUCAUCAGCAACAUCGGACACAUCCAGCCUCAGAGGACCAUCCUGGCCUUCGUCUCCGGGAUCUUCUUCAUCCUCUCAGGCCUGAGUCUGGUGGUGGGUUUGGUGCUCUACAUCUCCAGCAUCAACGACGAGGUGAUGAACCGACCCAGAGAACCCGAGCAGUUCUUCAACUACCACUAUGGCUGGUCCUUCGCCUUCGCCGCCUCCUCCUUCCUGCUCAAAGAGGGCGCGGGUGUGCUGUCCGUCUACCUCUUCAUGAAGCGCUACGCCGAGGAGGAGAUGUACCGCCCCCACCCGGCGCUCUACCGCCCCCGCCUGUCUGAGAGCAGCGACUACAGCGGCCAGUUCCUCCACCCGGAAUCCUCCUGGCCUCCGCCGCAGCGAGGCCGCAGCACCUCGGAGGCGUCCAGCGACAUCUCCAUCCAGCUCAACCGACCGCCGCCGCCGCCGCCGAAAAGCGGUGCCUCGAAGGCCGGCCGGGGCAGCCCGCCGCCCGGGCCUUCGCCCGCCUACCCUAACCCCCCGCCGCCGCCGCCGCCAUCUUCCGGGCACACCCUGCCCAGGUUGCCUCACCCCCAAGGCCAGGGUCUGGCGAUGCCGCCGCCGCACGUGCCACCCCCCCACUACCACGCACACAUGCACAUGAGCGCCUCCCCCUGUUAGGAAGGUGUGGCGUUCAGGAGCAGGAAGGACUGUUCGGACAUUUUACGCACGCCGCCAAAACAUGGAACCUUUUGACUCCAUGGAAUGUGACUUCAUCAUCUUCUUACAUCAUCAGCGCGUCUUUAUUUGUCACCGCCAUAGGAAAAGGAGAUUCAUUUAGCCCGGUUUACCCGACACAUGAAACGUGACGAAUUAGGGCGGUCGGACUACCCACUUUAUACUGUAUAUCCUACAACGUGUUUUGUGACGAUUCCAACUUUGACCACGACCGUGUAGCGUGACGCUUUCCAUCAUUUCCAACAGACUGCAUUGCAAAAGGAUUAACCCUACUCCUCUUACGCGAGAUCCACCCAGGAAGGGGGGGCCGUAUGGACUAUGUGGCUUUGAAGGGAAAGCACUCAUGACUAGAUGAGGCAAUUUCCCACAAGGAAUUGCGUGUGAAUGCUCCAAUGCUGACGUUGAACUGAAAUCCUGGAAUUUUUUUCGAAUUGUUGAAGUAGAACACACAAUUCCCGAACAGGCGGAAUAUUUUGAGGUUGGAACACUUUGAAUCAGAUGAAAAAUGUGGGAAUUGUGAAACUUUGAAGAAUAUCCCAUUGAUUUCAAUGGGAAUUUCCCCAAAAUUUGGGAAUUUCGGGAAAAGCGGGAAUUUUUUUGAUAAUGUUCUGAAUGAGUUGAAAUGGUUGGUGUUGGAAUUUUUUCAAAUCAGUCGAGAAAUGUUAAAGUCGUCACAUUUUUAAUUGAGAAAUGGUAUUAAGGAAUUCCUGGAAUUUCGGGAAAACCGGGAAUAUUUCCAGUUCGAACAACAACUUCGUUUUUUGUCCUGAUUAAGAGGAAUGUUUUGACGGUGGAACGGUUGAAAAAUGUGGAAGGAGUAGUCGACUAAAAAAAGGGUGGAAAUAGGGCUUUGGCAAACCAGGAAUUCUGGAAAAUCAUGGAAUUUUUUAGGACUUGGAAAAAAGGUAGUUUAAAUUUCCAGGGUGGUGGAAUACUAAAUCGGUUGAAAAAUUAAGAAAUGGUGGAAGUUUGAAAACUUGCCAAUUUAUUUUGAAUGGGGAUAAUGUCCCUGAAAACUGGGAAUUCUGGGAAAUCCGGGGAUUUUUUGAAAUUGUUCAAAGAGACCACACAAUUUUGAACACGCUGAAUAUUUUGGAGUUGGAACGGUUUGAAUCGGAUGAAAAAUGUGGGAGUUGUGGAACUUUGAAAAAUAUCACAAUGGGAAUUUCAUGGAAAUUUGGGAAUUUCAUGGAAAUUUGGGAAUUUCAUGGAAAUUUCAGGAAUAGCUGGACAUUUUUGGAAAAUGUUAAAAUACUUGAAUAUUCCGAAUGAGUUGAAAUGGUUGGUGUUGGAAUUUUUCAAAUCAGUCGAAAAAUGUUGAGGUAGUAAGCAACAUUUUUAAUUGAGAAAUGGUAUUAAGGAAUUCCUGGAAUUUCGGGAAAACCGGGAAUUUUUUCAGUUUGAACAACAAUUUCAUUUUUUGUCCUGAUUAAGAGGAAUGUUUUGACGGUGAAACGGUUGAAGUGGGUUGAAAAAUGUGGAAGGAGUAGUCGACAGAAAAAAGGGUGGAAAUAGGGCUUUGGCAAACCAGGAAUUCUGGAAAAUCUUGGAAUUUUUUAGGACUUGGA